This is a messenger RNA of Ichthyophthirius multifiliis, 1074 nucleotides long. RefSeq lists its product as hypothetical. The transcript has a single exon. Lineage: Eukaryota; Ciliophora; Oligohymenophorea; Hymenostomatida. The record is from RefSeq and is a predicted model, not a curated record.
GAAAAUCAGUAAAACAAUCCCAAAAUUUAAUAAAUCCAUCAUUAGCCGAGGUAACUAUUUCUUCGUUUUUACUAUUAAUUGUAGAAUAUAAAACUCUUCCCUAAUGUCCUUCCGUUUCGCUAAUUUUUUCGAUUUUUUAUGUUUUUUUUUCUUACCAAACCAUAACUUUAUUACUAGGAAAUCCAAAAGUACAUAAAAAAAAGCCUGGAUAAUUAUUUUUCGAGCAAACAAUAUUACAUAUUUAAGCCCCAGUAUUGACAACUUAUAAAUUUUCCCCACUAAAAGAAUCCCAAAGUCUUAAAGUGCCAUCAAACUUUCCUCCGCCAGUAAUAAAAUGGCUAUGUUUUAAACUACUCCAACUUAACCCUUUAACACCUGCUUUAUGUUAACUCAAUUUGUGAAUAGGCCUUUGUUAAUUAAAUUUAUUCCAAACAAAAACCUUAUUAUCAUUUCCCCCGGAAAGUAAAUAAUUAGAAUCGAAACUCCAGGCUAAACUACAUACUUCCCUUUAAUGACCUCCGCUUUCGAAAGAUUAACAAAUAGAUUGUUUUUAUCUCACGUCUAAAUUAUAAAUACUUCUUUGUUUUCCUGCUGCUGUUAAUACGAAUGCAUUUUACCAGGCUAAUACGCCAACUCUUUUUCCUUAUUUUUGUAAUGUAGAUAUCGCUUGGAGCUUGUUUAAGUCCCAAAGCUAAACAAUUCCUUUACUGUCUGAUAUGGCUAAUUGGUUUUCAUUAUAUUCAUGAAAUUUUAAGCAACUAACGUAUUCGGUUGAUUUACAUAUGUUUAUUGAUUUUAUACUUUUUUAUUUUUAUUUUUUUUUAAGAUUUUUUUUUAUUAUUUACUCUUUAGAUGAUGUGUUAUAUAGAUAUACUUUCUAAUUAACUGAUAUUGAAAGAGUUUUUUAAUUGUUAUAACUUAUUAAGUUGAGAUAAAAAUCGUCACGUAAAGGCGGUGUUUCCAGAAUUUGAGAAGGGACUAGAUCAAAUUUUUUUUAAUCUUUCUUUUAUGAUUAAAGAUCUGGUUAUGAAUCUUUGAAAUAUUAUUAUUAAUAUUUGGUUUAGGGUUAUACUA